AGCGCGCAAAGUUCCCCCAAAAGCAAAACGAAGUUGUGUUUUAUUUCGUCUUCGGAUCACGCAUUGUUCUUGGUACAUGUCGAUUGUCCUCCAUGUUGCAUCGUUCCCUUUUGAUAAAAGCGAAAUCGGCAGUCGACUUCGGGUGACGUGCUUUCCAUGCUUCCAGGAUGACACCGCGUCCAUCUAUUAUGCCUGGAUACUAAAUCUCUUUCCCAUCUUUUGUUUUUCUGACAAGUGAGUCGAGCGGAUUCAUAUCUGCCUCCCGCGACCUCGAUCAGGGAGCUUCCAGGUGCACGAUUGCCGGCAAGAAAUUGUGCAGCUCUACUGCAGUGAGUCUCCACCUGAAGAUGUUGCAAUUUUGUUGCACAGGAGGAUCAAUACUUGCUGGGCGGCUGCUUGUAGCGACGGUCGGCAGUGUGGUACCAAUAGCAAUAUUGAGCGGUCAACUAGUAGGAGUUUCUGCUCUGCGUCUCCGAACGGGAUCCCCGCGAGCAGGCGGCGCUGCGUCGGCUUCAACAUCAACCGCCGAGGAAGACGAUGAUCUUCGUCCGCACGCGGCCGGAGAGAACGUGGGCACGAACAUUCGAACAGAUGAACAUGCUCACACGCCGGAACGGGAAGGCGGCAAUGGGCAAGCGGUACGUCUAGAAGAUGAAGAACCUGAGACAGAGCAUAUCGUACUGGGAACUACAGGUAGUAGGGCCUCUGUGGGAGAAGUCGGAAGUGCUUGCAUUUCGAAGUUCUUACGUAAAAAAGUCAAAUUUAUUGGAUAUAUGCGUUUUCUUGUACCCGAGGAAGAAUGAUGACUCUCUGUGCUGCAAAAUUUGUGCGCGCCGGAGGACAGCUUCCGCGUGACAUUUUUGAUAGCCCCCCUCUAUGGUGUGACACGCGACCCUCAUCUGGGUAUUUCGUAUCGACGAGUCUGGAAGAAAGGCAUAUUUGUUUCUUGUAUCGUUUCCAUUGGGAAGUAGAACGACCUCCGUAUCGCAGGCAUUGUGCUACUUGAGAGCGCUAGGGGCUCUAUUUUUCCGCUCAAUAGACCAUCCGUUGCCAGUGGGAGAGAAUACACAGGAGGACACACAUCAGGAACAAGACAACGCGACGUCUGAGGACAUCGUGACAGCUUCGUGGUUUUGGGACGCUUUCGGACUUGGUGACAAUACGAGCUCCAAUUCGAUUGAGGAGCCGUUCCGUGUGAUGACGCUGGACGGGCCGAAAGCGGUGUUGAAUAGCGACUGUCCGAUCUGCUUGACAGAGUUGCGCGGAACUAGCGGUGUCGAGUCCGGAGGGGCUCUUGAAUGCCAUGAAGAACAAGCGGGAACAAGGGGAGAGCGCCCAGAACAGCUAUCUUCUGCCUGGGUCUUUCGCUGUGAGCAUAUGCUCUGUACGGCGUGCUACCGGCUGUGUAUGAGUAACAUCAUCCCUUCUGGUGCACCAGCUUCGGCGUCUGCUUCCGCGUCAUCAACCACGUCGCAAGAUGUUACAACAACAGGAAAUAAUCAUGCACCGGGUGAUCAUCAUCAUCAUGAUCCUGGUGAUCCGAUGCCCGUGACAGCCACUGCGCAGAUGACAGCUCAUGAUCAACAACAUGCGGAUCAUCCUCCUGUGGCGCCGUCGUACGCGUCUUCAUCUUUCUCAUCUAGCGGCGAGGAGGGCGUCGAUGAACAUCAAGGGUUGGUGGUCUCCCCCCGUCAGUCGGGGCGAGCGCUGGCGCAGCACCACAUCAGCACGCUUCUAUCCCGCGGUAUGCUGUACAACGCGCGGUCGCGGCGACUAGAGCCAAAGUGUCCGCUGUGCCGGUCGGAGGACGGCAUCUGGUUUGAUGGGGAGUCGCUUGAAAACGUAUUGGACCAGUACCCGCCCGAGGACGUGAUGCCCGCCUUGCUGCGCAGCCCUGCAAUCACUGUGAUCAACAACCAGAAUCCCAUUCUCGAUGCCGGCACGGGACCAGAAGCGUACGGAAACCUGGCCGCAUGGGCCUACGGGACUAGUUUUUCAUCCGCAUCGAGACCACGGGAGACUACUUUUCAGGUACUCGUGGUACCAGCCUUUUUGUUUUUCGUGUAUUAGAUAAUUCUUGCUGUGUGCACCAGGGUCCCUCUACUUCCAAGAUAGCUUCCAAAAAGCUGCUGUUUGACAACAGUAACUAAGGCAUAACCGUGCCUGCUGAGAGCCGGCUGCCCUAGCUCCCUUUACGAAGUGUAGCGAAAACUGACUAUACUGUGUAAGUGUGCAGUUUUGCAAGCUGAAUUCGAAAUGGAGCCGGCAAACGAAUUCUUGUAAUUUUUGUCAAGCUUUUCACAUUCCAUUGUUCAUUUCUGCGUCAAUGACAUCAACUUUUUCCAGAAUUGUCCGCGGCAGUGCAUGGUGGCCGAGUCCUGCACACCCUCGCUGCGACGGCUGCUCAGCGCCUGCACGUCUUGUGGCUCCCGCGGAUCGAUGUGA
This is a messenger RNA of Amoebophrya sp. A120, 2445 nucleotides long. The record is from the annotation of a GenBank genome assembly. Lineage: Eukaryota; Dinophyceae; Syndiniales; Amoebophryaceae.